Messenger RNA from Syzygium oleosum, 1759 nucleotides. RefSeq lists its product as uncharacterized. The record is from RefSeq and is a predicted model, not a curated record. Bases 81 to 1277 code for a protein of 398 amino acids. The transcript is spliced from 8 exons. Gene Ontology annotation, biological process: collagen metabolic process. Lineage: Eukaryota; Viridiplantae; Streptophyta; Magnoliopsida; Myrtales; Myrtaceae. Gene Ontology annotation, molecular function: oxidoreductase activity, acting on paired donors, with incorporation or reduction of molecular oxygen; L-ascorbic acid binding; iron ion binding.
AGUUACCGGAAACGCAGCUGAGUCCGUCUCGUACGAGGCGCUUUGCUUGGGGAAGAGGGGGUCCCGGGAACGAAAGGAGGAUGGCGGCAGAUCGACAGCAGAACCCUCGUCUCCUGCUCCGCAACUUCCUCUCUCUGGAGCAGUGCAAGGAGCUGGAGUUCAUUCACAAGAGCUGCAGCACGGUUGGGUACAGGCCGUGCGUCUUCUCCACCACCCUCUCUCAUCUCAUCGCUACGAACUCGGCCCACUUGAUCAUGCCCCUUGUGCUCAUCCGAGAAAAACUGAAAGAGAAGGUGGAGGAAUUCUUUGCAUGUGAGUAUGAGCUCUGUAUCGAAUUUACUGGUCUUGUCAGCUGGACUAAAGGAGCGAGCAUUGGAUGGCAUAGUGAUGAUAACAGGCCCUAUCUGAAACAGAGAGACUUUGCGGCAGUUUGUUAUUUGAAUAGCUAUGGGAAGGAUUUUAGAGGUGGGCUAUUCCAUUUCCAGGACGGUGAACCCACAACUGUUAAACCUUCUGCUGGCGAUGUUCUGAUAUACACUGCUGACAACCGAAAUGUACAUUCUGUUGAUGAGAUCAUCGAUGGGGAAAGACUUACUCUUACACUAUGGUUUAGCCGUGAUGGUUCUCAUGAUGAGGAUGCCAAACUUGUCUCUCGUCUCUCAGAGAUUUUCUCAACCGAGGUGACUGAUGUUCCUGGCUCCAACUUACCCUUGCCAGCAUCCAGUAAUAUGUACCGGUUUUCACCAGAUCAAUCUUCUGACAUUGAUUCAUCGAUCAACAUAUGCUGUGCAAGAAUUUAUGCUCUGGGAUUUGGUAUUUGUGCUUUGGAGGACAAGAUGAACUUCUUGGACGUGUUUGAUCUUUUGAUGAAACCACUGCAGUUAACAAGGAAUAAUGAGAUGUUUAACCAGGAAUUUGAAAAUGUGUUGCACGCGCUGCAGGUGGGGCAGUAUUACUCGUGGAAAGCUUCUGAGUUGCAGCGACGCGCCCCUAUAUUGGAGGAAGGAAAGGUGAUCCCACUGUCCCAAUCACAAAGCCAGAAUGCAAGUGACUUGGAAUCCACAUUCUUACAGGAUCGACGGUUGGCGCAGACGACAUUCGGGUGUAUGAGCUGUGAUGGGUGUGGGACACCUGAAGUAUUUCGUUGGGCCAGCUUUUCUGCUGCUGUUGACGCGUGGAGAGAUUACGCAAAUGAGCUUCACAAGGAUUUACUUAGGAGCUUACCUUACUGGAGAAAUCAUCAGUCAAUCUUCGACGUCUCAUUUGACGAGCUUUGAAUUAGGAUUCAUUGUCAUAUGCCUCUGCAUUUCAUAAGCUUAAAUUCCCCUUAAGAAGCAAGUCUAACAAUGUCGACACUGUUGGUUGCUGCGGAUUUCAUGACGAGCCACACUUGGAUUCCACGCUUAUGGAUGGCAUGGAUCCGAUUGGAAGGCAUCGACCCGUUUAUUUGCCCCGAUUGCAGUCGAUAAUUUGCACUGCUCGUCGCGUCACUUCCCAGCCCAAACUCGAAAGGAAGUGUAAGUCAUCUUCCCCAUUCUAGCCGCCACUAGCAGCUGGUCCCUUCAAGUCACUAGCCAUGUAACAUUUGCAGAAACAAGAGCAGUAAAAUUACGAGAGCUGAUGUUCAGUUCAACUUUAGCAAGGGAGAUUAGGGAGAGAUAAACUUCUUGACCGGUAACUUCUUUUUCCUUAUGCAUCAUAUCGUAAUACAUGUACUUUUUAUCUGCAUCAAAGUCGACUUACAGCAUGUUCUAAAACA